This is a messenger RNA of Drosophila guanche, 902 nucleotides long. Its product is annotated as protein late bloomer. Gene Ontology annotation, cellular component: membrane. The coding region runs from base 150 to 806 and encodes 218 amino acids. The transcript is spliced from 5 exons. NCBI's taxonomy places the organism in Eukaryota, Metazoa, Arthropoda, Insecta, Diptera, Drosophilidae. The record is from RefSeq and is a predicted model, not a curated record.
GCCCUCGGGGUGCUCAGUCGAACGUCAACAGUCUGUGGGGAAAGGGCUUCUGCGUUCCGCUGGUCAACGCCUGUGCCUUCGAGUUAACUGCGCAGCGGAUAAAGGAAAGCAAAGAUAAGUAAUUGGUGCGUUUUUAUUGAUUGGCAAGCAUGGCCUGUCGCGUGUCCUUUCUGAAAACUCUACUCAUCAUUCUCAAUGUGCUGCUAUCGCUCAUUGGAGUGACGCUGAUUGCGCUGUCCGUGUACGAGCUGAACAGCUCCACGCCUGGCACCUUCGAGCACAUUGCCAUCGUCAUACAGAUCUUUGUGGGCUCCUUUGUCAUACUGACCUCGUUUCUGGGCUGCUUUGCCACGGCUCGCGUGUCCCUGGGUCUGAUUUGGACGUAUGUCAUCUGCCUGUUGAUCCUGCUCUGCCUGCAAAUCUACAUCAUUGCGGCUGCUCACUCCACGAACUAUGUGGAGCGUUCGCGCAGCGAGUUCCUGGCGCUCUGGUCCGAUCCCAAGGGCAAUGCCGAGCGGCUGUCGCUCAUUGAGCAAAAGUACUCGUGCUGUGGCCAGCUUGGUGCCCAUGACUACAUAUUGCUCGGCAGAGGCAUACCCACGAAUUGCUACCAGGACUUUGACCGACAGCAGGACAAUCUCUUCACCGAGGGCUGCCUGGCGGCUGUCCAGGUGCAUGCCAACGACAAUGUGGCCAUUGGGCUGGUCAUUAAGUGGCUGCUGCUGGCCGUGGAGUUCGCCGCUUUGGCAGCUGCCACACAUUUGGGCAUCACGGUGCGCAACAAACUGCGGCGCGAGAGAUUCUAACAGGUCGCCACGGAGCCCGUACCAAACACCCAUUCUGUAGGCCCAGUUGGUAGCAAAUUGUGGAAUAAAUUAUAAGAAAAAAAACAGCAAAAAAUA